Messenger RNA from Glarea lozoyensis ATCC 20868, 1095 nucleotides. Its product is annotated as Glycoside hydrolase/deacetylase. Lineage: Eukaryota; Fungi; Ascomycota; Leotiomycetes; Helotiales; Helotiaceae. The transcript has 3 exons. The record is from RefSeq and is a predicted model, not a curated record. The coding region runs from base 1 to 1095 and encodes 364 amino acids. Gene Ontology annotation, biological process: carbohydrate metabolic process. Gene Ontology annotation, molecular function: hydrolase activity, acting on carbon-nitrogen (but not peptide) bonds.
AUGUCUACACCUUAUGAUCUCCCAACGGAUCUGUCAAAGGUCAAAAAGUUCGAAUGGGAUGAUAAAUAUGACUUCCCUCGAGACCUUGUUGGUUAUGGCGAGAACUCCUUUAACCCUCAGUGGCCUAACGGAGCUAAAAUUGCUGUUUCAUUUGUUAUCAAUUAUGAAGAAGGAGCCGAACACACAGUUCUAAACGGGGACUUACACUCCGAAACCCAUCUAUGGGAAGCACCAGGUGGAAGUCCCAAAAUCCAAGAACGUGCCGUAAACAUCGAAUCAGAAUAUGACUACGGCUCCCGCACAGGCGUCUGGCGUCUCCUCCGUCUCUUCAACAAACACAACUACAAAUACACCCUCUACGCCGUCGGUAAAGCUCUCGAAGACAAUCCUGCAGUCGGAAUCUCCUCUGUGAAAAACGGACACGAUGUCGCAAGUCACGCUUACCGGUGGAUUGAUUACGCGAAUAUGAGUCCUGAGAAGGAAAAAGCUUAUAUCAAGAAAGAAAUCGAGACUAUUCAGAAGAUCUGCGGAAGUCCGCCAAAGGGAUGGUAUUACGGGCGGUUGUCGAGUCGGAGUCAAGCUCUGGUUUGGGAGGUGUAUAAGGAGAUGGGUAUUGAAUUACUUUGGGACAGUGAUAGUUACGCUGAUGACUUACCUUACUGGGUUGACGUCCCCGCCGAAAAAGACGAACCCAAUCCCAAGGGCAUGCUAAUGGUUCCCUACUCCUACGACUGCAACGACUACAAAUUCAACGUCCCCACCGGCUUCGGCUCACCCACACAUUUCUACGACCACGUCAAAAACGCCUUCGACACGCUCUAUGAAGAAGGCGAGGAAGGGUCUCCCAAGAUGAUGACUAUCGCGCUGCACUGUCGUUGUAUCGGGAAACCGGGACGGUUCAUGGCAUUAAAGAGGAUUGUCGAGUAUAUUGCGAGUAAACAGGAUGUGUGGGUAGCGACACGCACGCAGAUUGCGGAGCAUUUUAGAGAGAAAUUUCCGUAUGAGAAGGGAUGUUUGGCGCCGGGUGUUAAGAGGGCGGAGGCGCCUAAGAUGCAGAUGGCGUGGCCGGCGCAUUUGGAUGUUCCUGAGAGUUAG